Messenger RNA from Polychytrium aggregatum, 1167 nucleotides. Its product is annotated as kinase-like domain-containing protein. Gene Ontology annotation, biological process: protein phosphorylation. Bases 1 to 1167 code for a protein of 388 amino acids. Lineage: Eukaryota; Fungi; Chytridiomycota; Chytridiomycetes; Polychytriales. The transcript has 2 exons. The record is from RefSeq and is a predicted model, not a curated record. Gene Ontology annotation, molecular function: ATP binding; protein kinase activity.
AUGGCCGACAAACCCUGGUAUAUCCCUGAAGAAGCCAUCACCGACCGGUCAGUCAAUCCUAUCGCAGCCGGUGGCUUUGGCGAGGUGUUCAAGGCCUCGUACUAUGGCGCCCCUGUCGCCAUCAAGCAGCUCUAUCGAGGCUACAACCAGAACGAACUCGCCGACAUUGGCCGUGAGAUUGGCAUCUGGCACAGACUCAGUCACCCCCAUAUCCUUCCACUCCUCGGCGCCUGCGACACAGCCACCAAACCCUUCAUGGUCUCGCCGUUCAUGCCCAACGGCACCCUCCACAACCACUUUGCCACCGCACCCACCCCUCGUCCUCUGGGUGAAAAGAUCCGCCUUCUCUAUGAGGUUGCCUCGGGCAUGGCCUAUCUCCACGGCAACAACAUUGUCCACGGCGACCUCAAGUCCCUCAAUGUGCUGCUGGAUGGCUCAUCCAAUGCUGUGGUGACCGACUUUGGAAUGUCCCGCACCAAGCACACCUCGGCCUCGGCCAAUCGAACCCGCCGCGACCAGCCGACAGGCGGCACUCUCGAGUAUAUUGCACCGGAAAUGCUCGAUGACGAGCGUCCUACCGGCUCAUCCAAGGCUACCGAUGUCUACGCCUUUGGCGUCACCCUCUACGAGGUCUUCAACGACUGCAAGCACAUCUGGGUCACCGCCGAUGGUCAGCAGAUGAAGGAGAGUGUCGUCGAGCGCCUUGUCCUCCGAGGAGUUCGCCCCAAGCAGUUUGACGGCAUUCCCGACGACAUCCGUGCCCUCAUCGAGCGCUGCUGGCACCAAGACCCCUCCCAGCGACCCAAGUUCCCCGAGAUCCUCGCCAUCCUCCGCCAGUCCACAGAGCUCUAUCCCGCUCAAGACGGAGAGUAUAGGCCCACUAUCAUCGCCCCUCGGAGCUCCGUUUCAUUCGAGUCGUCUCAAGACUGUUCAUCUCCCCGAGCUUUAUUUUCCGGGCCAUCGUCUUCACGAACUCCUCCAAUUGCAUCAUUAUUGGCAUCUGAGCCAGUCCCCGUCAAAAACCCGGCAGAUGUGCAACACCUGCUCAAUUUCCAUACCACGAUCGAUUUUGACUCGGACGAGGAUGCGGACGAUGUUUUUGACCUCUGGUUCGCGAUCGUUGAUGCGUUUAUGCAAAGUCCAAAUAUCAACUCCAACUCGCGCUGA